UCAGAUCAGCCUACCCUGUCUUACAAAUGGGAACCCCCUCUGAGGAGAAAGAAUCUAUGAGAUAUAAAGACCGCUUCUCUGUAGUCAUCCGCAAUAUAGUUCCAGUCUUUCUACUUUAACUUCCAAGAAUAUAAUUUUGAAAUUGAAAAUGACAGAACAGAGCGGUAACUCAAAGGAGGAUUUAGUAGCGAAAGCAAAAUUAGCCGAACAGGCUGAACGCUACGAUGAUAUGGCCGUAACUAUGAAAAAAGUGACAGAAAACGGAGUAGAAUUGAACAACGAGGAAAGGAAUUUGCUAUCGGUCGCUUAUAAAAAUGUCGUCGGUGCACGCCGGUCAUCGUGGAGAGUCAUCUCCAGUAUUGAAUCGAAAGCAGAAAACUGUGAGAGGAAGCUUGCGAUGGCUAAGCAUUACCGUGAAAAGGUUGAACUAGAACUUAAAGCAAUUUGUACAGAAGUAUUGGAACUUCUUGAGAACUAUUUGAUAUCAAAAGCAUCUACUACAGAGAGCAAAGUAUUUUAUUUGAAAAUGAAAGGCGACUAUUACCGGUAUCUUGCAGAGGUUGCCCAAGGUGAAGAGAGGAAAGGUGUUUUAGGGCACUCACAAUGUGCAUACAAAGACGCUUUUGAUAUUGCUAAAAACCAAAUGCAACCUACACAUCCAAUUCGACUGGGAUUGGCAUUGAACUUUUCUGUAUUUUAUUAUGAAAUUCUUAAUGCUCCAGAAAAAGCCUGUUGCUUAGCAAAACAAGCUUUUGAUGAGGCAAUUGCUGAAUUAGAUCAAUUGAAUGAGGAAUCUUACAAAGAUAGUACAUUGAUAAUGCAGCUUUUGAGAGACAAUUUAACACUAUGGACGUCUGAUACACAGUGUGGAGAUGAAGAAGGUGGUGAAGGAGGAGAUAAUAACUGAGAUGUGUCUGGCUGCAGCCUUCAGAACCUCAUUUGGUCAUGUACUAACAACCAUCAUCACAUACUGUUAUUACCUAUACCAAGCUCAAGAUGUCUUACUUUCUAGUUCUGUGAAAGCCAUCUGAUGGUGAUAUUGCUGACGAUCUUUGCUGAGGCUUCAAUUUGAUGCCUUCUCUUGCAUCAACAAAUAAAUUUUAUUAGGAACUAUUAAAUUAUUUAGGAAUUUAUUCUUAGCCCACCCAUUCUUUCAGAUACUUUAGUUAGAAUAUCAGUGUACUGUUGCCAAAUAUUAAAAUAUAAACAGGUAUCUUUUUCUUUAUACUAUGUAGAUGUGCCUGUUGGUGUUAUAUAUGCACUUUCUUAAUGUUGCAUAGUGUUUCUUCAUGUGCAUAUAUAAAUUAAUACACUCCUAUCAAGGAUUAAUUAAGUUGAGCUAUUUGCUAGCUUUAAUGGGAAAAUCUACAUUCUUAUAUUUCAAGUUUAAUAAGGUUCUGCUUGGUGAACUCUUCCUUUCCCCUACAGAUGGUUAUUGAUUCCAAUCAAUCACUCCAGUUAAGCUACUGUUGCACUACGGGAUCCAGUAGCCUCAGCAGUGCCUCACUGUAUGUGCUGCUCUCUGCACACUACUGUCUUUAGCCAGCUGUAGUGUUUAAGUAGUUGUAGUAUAUUCUUGUACUGCAACGGUCUGCUGCAUCCAGGCCAAUCAGAGACUGCUAUUCUAGCUAGAAUUUAGCUCUAUCAUUGAACAUAUCCAAGUGUUGUGUUUUGUGUUAAAGCAUGUGCAAAAGUUCUGUGGCCCAAGUACUUAAAAUAUAUAUAUAUAUUAACAAUGACCAAUAUUGGGGUGUGACUAGCAUUGAGCCUUGUGGCCUGCUAUUUCCUCAGAGGUUACUAUUUUGGCAUGAUAUGCUCUUUAAACUACAUACCAAAUAAAUGUUCCUUUCUCCAUGUGCUGUUGUCCAAUACUUUAUUGGUGUGAGAAUAAAAAAAAAAAUCUUCAUGCUUUUUACUCCCCAUGCGUUUUCAUCCAAAUUGGUUGCUGAAGAGUUGCUAGCGAAGUUUGUCAAGAUUUUGUGAUAGCUGGAAAAAGAAAUUCAAAAUAAAUUGUUGGGUAAGGUUCACAUUUUUAUAAAAGAUUUCACUGAGUUAGAUCAAACUCUGAUGUACCUAAAUAAAUUCAGCCUGCUUUCUGCCAAUAACUUGUUCAUUGAAAGUUCCUUUCUUGGUCUUAAGACUAAAAAUAACAAUUUAAUAUAUUUCUUGGCACUAAUUAUUUUGAGUUGGCUACAUAAAAUCAAUUCUGUGUUCUUACAAUUAAAACACAUUUAAGGCUGUUUUUGUUAAGCAGUACUUGUGGAUUUGACUUUUAUUCUAUGCUGAUUCUUGCUACAAAUUGUUCUCACCUCUUCCCUUUUCCCACUUGGCUAUCAGUUAAUCACAAUUCCUUUUUCACAUGAAUGUUUGCUGGGAAUAUAAAUUAAGUCAUUCGUAGCAACUGCUACAUUACCAAAACUUGAUGUCGGGUUUUUUCCCCCUUUUCCCUUCAUGAUAGUGAAUUUUUUAUUGUACUUGAAGCAUUCGCUGGCAAGACUGUUACCGUGGAAAUAAUGCAUUUUGUAUGUUGCCAUGAAUUCUGAAGAUUAAAUUCCAACUGCAAGUUUUAGCAGUACUUAACUGAAGUGUUUAUUUAAUUACUGUCUGCAGAAGAAAAAAAUUGAAUUAGCCCUCAGUUUAUUUAAUGUCCAGUACCAUCUUUCCAUUGGAGUACGUAUAUUUUGUAUACCAUAUGGAUGACCUUUUUAGUCAUUUGGAAGUACAGUUUGUUUUAAUUUUGUUUUUUGCAGAACACACACAUUACAAGUUAAUAGCAUCCAUACAUGCACACAUUCAAUAUUCCUCUAUACUCUGCUAGUGUUCAGAAAAUAAAAUUGCUUUUGAUCAGUUAGCACAAAGAAUUUUUUGUACAAUUCAGUUCAAUAUUUGUAUUUUUCUCUUAACAGCUUUAAGAAAAGUGAAGACAUCUGAUAACUCAGAUUGUUUUUGAAGUCUGUAUGGUUGACUUAUUCAUUUUUCAAAUAAACUUUGCUCAUAAGAUAACCUGGCAUUUUAACCAGCGAUCCUCCUUCAUUAGAUUGAUUUUUUUUUUUUUUUUCUUUUUUUUUUUCGACCCUUAAAGUAUUUCACAGCUAUUGGAGACUACAAUAGGUGUCUCUUGCUAGUUUGAGGUGAGAACUUGUGCAGAUUUUGGAAAUAUUCUUUAUUGCACCAAUAAGAAUAUGAUGAAAAGAAACUAAAGCAUUUUUUCUAUGCUGCUCGUGUUCAUAUUUUUAAAAAUAUAUACAGUUAAUGUUGGGAAGAGGUAUUAUACAGAUCCUAUCUUUAACUUUUUAAGACUAUUCUUAAAUUUAAGAUUCUUGUGAAAUCUUUAUAGUUGUUGCUCACAAACUCAAUUUGCAUGUUGCAUUUGAAAAAUGAAUAAAAUCAAUACAAAUAGUGCUCAAACCAAUGUAGCACUUUUCUCUAAGUUUUCUUAGUGUUCAGUUAGAUUAAAGAUUUUGCUUUGAACAUUUUUCUUUUUUACUCAGCCGUAUAACAUUCAAAACUUCUUAGAUUCGUCUCUAGAUGUAGGCACUGGUUUUGAAAGCAAUGAAUUUCACACUAUUAUUUUUUCCUUCUCCAAUUUGAUAGUUUCUAAACAUUAGAUUAGUUUUUAACAUUGUUAAUUAAUCAACUCAUAAUAGUUAACGAAGUUCUGAAUUCUUGAAAUAUUUUAGUACUCUCCUCAAUCCCAGUCAUUUAGUGUAAUAUUUUUCUACUUGUCAGUUUAUUCUGCUUAAAAUUUAGAGUUCAGUUAUGUUGGAUAUAUUUAUAAAUUUUUAACUGAAUAUUUACCAAUCAAAAUUAGUUUCAAACAUUACUUUUCUGACAUCUGGUUCUUAUUAUCAUGGGUAAAUGUUUAUUUUUUAGCUUCUGCUUUUGAGUUGCUUCUUGCAAGUUACUGUAGAAUUAGUACCCAAAUCUCUUCUCUCCCAACCAUUAUUUAUAUUUGCAUGAUAUUCUCAUUUAAUGAAACCAUUUAAAGCUUUUGAUCUCAAGUGAAAAUCAGUUUUAAUAAAAUAAAAUGUUUUACCGAAAGACUUUUACUUCUUAAUUCUAUAUUGAUGAAAAUAUUUUUAUUUUUAAUUUUUAUAUAUUCAAUAGUCUUCAGUGGUUAUUCAGGCAAAGCUUUUAUAGGUUUUGCUAUUUGAUCAUUUUAAAGCUAUUUUCCAUUGGCUAUUUGUCUCAGUUACUGAUGAAAAAAAAAAAACGAAACAAUUUUUCUUCUGUGAAUUCAGUUUCUUAAAGCCAAAUUUAAACAUGUAUUUAAAACAGAUCAAUUUAGUUUCAUAUGAAGUAAGAUUUGCCUUCAAAAUGACAACUUUAGCUUUGUUUACUACUUUGUCCUUAUGGUUCUGGUAUUUGAACUGGCAUGAGGGUCUAUUUUGUAAAUAUGAACUUCGGGAUACCAAACUUGAUUAUCCAACAGCAGUACUUUAACAUUAAAAUUUACUGGACUUAACUGAAUUAAAAUCAAAUGUAUUAUACCUAAGUUCA
Molecule: messenger RNA, 4500 nt
Organism: Octopus sinensis (East Asian common octopus)
Lineage: Eukaryota; Metazoa; Mollusca; Cephalopoda; Octopoda; Octopodidae
Product: 14-3-3 protein zeta/delta
Exons: 6
Coding region: 149-907 (252 amino acids)
Biological process (GO): signal transduction
Cellular component (GO): cytoplasm
Source: RefSeq, a predicted model, not a curated record